This is a messenger RNA of Linum trigynum, 4036 nucleotides long. Lineage: Eukaryota; Viridiplantae; Streptophyta; Magnoliopsida; Malpighiales; Linaceae. The record is from the annotation of a GenBank genome assembly.
ACGAAAUAUGUAGCCGCAUUUAAUUUGGUCUAUGUGACAUGCCAUGGUGGAAAAUAAAAUGAAUUAUAUUUAUUAAAAAAACCUAUUUGACCAUUCCUUUCAUCUUCUCCAUCCGCCCCUUCCCAUUCUUCUCUUUUCCUCUUCGCAAAAAUCCCACUUCCAUUCCACCUCAACUCAAAAUUGUCGCCGACUCUCAAUCGACGAACACACUCAUUAGCCUUGAUUCAUUCACCACUUGAUACGGUCCAGCUCGCCUCCGUGGUCCGACAAUGCACAGCGAUUCAAACGUAGCAGCGACUAACAGAGGGAGGAAUUGCAGCAGCAUCGACGGAGAUUCGCUUGUCCCCUCUACUCAUCGUCGAUUUCCGGCGGCGACAUCUUUGAAAACUGCCCGGAUCUUUGGAAAAUGCCGAGAUCUGGUGGUUUUUAGGGAAGAAAUAUGCAAGGACAUAGCGCAAUUAGGUUUUAUAUCUCGAUAUGCGAUGGAGAUUGAUGCUCUCCCUCAGCGGCAUGAUUGCGCAGCCACGAGACGAGUCAGGAUUUUGAGUGCCUUCUCGUCUUACCGGCUCUCAACCUUCUGCUGCAGCAGGUAUUUCAGAGACUCCACGGCCUCGGCGUUACCCACGAGAAAUUCGGAUAAAGGGGAGGCGAAGGAAGGAGACGAAGAAGAUGAAUCUCAUCCGGUAGCAGUUGGUCUGCCUCUUCGAUAGUGGUUGGGAUCUCUUCAGCUAGAGUAUCAAAGGACUCGGCUUUGACUGAGUGGAGUACGUAGAGAUGGACGGUGGCGGCUACCCAGGUUUAUUUUUUCAAAAAUGGAUGAAGCGGGCGGGGGAAUUGAUGGGAUCCAUUAGGGAUGGCAAUGGGUCGGGGGCGGAUAGUGCAUAUCCGUUACCCUACCCAAAGUAGGUCGGGUUUUACCCAUACCCAUACCCACAUGUGAAACGGGUAGAAAAUCAAAACCAUGUCCAUACCCGUUCGGGUUUCGGGUAUCCACGGUUAUCCAUGGGUAAUCAUUUCUCUUCAUAACUUCAACCAAUAUGUUAACAUUCACACGAAUUCUCACAUUACGUAAGAGGAAAAGUACGACAAUAAUUCACUAGAAUGGAAAAAAUUAAUUAAAACAACACAAUUUCAUGAAAAUAUUAUACUUAUAUGCUAAAUAUAAAAUAUGUUAGAGAAAAAUAAUGAUUAUAUCUAGAGAAAAAUACAUAUGCAUUUGUAUAAUCGGGCGGGUUCGGGUUGGAUAGUGAGAAAUCCAUGCCCACCCAUUACCCACAAUAUUCGGGUUCGGGUUUUACCCGUACCCACUAAAUGUCUUUCGGGUUCGGGUUUUACCCUACCCGAUUCGGGUGGAUAUCCACGGUUACGGAUAUUUUUGCCAUCCCUAGCCAUUAUCAAACAAUAGCUUGUAAUUUUUCAGCAUCAGUUGUCCCACGCUAAGUAGAUUGAGAGUUAGCUCCGGAACAUACAAAACAUCUCGUAUGAGAGUUUUGUUACCUUCUUCUGUGCAUACAACAACUAUGCAUGUUCCUUCCACUUUUAGCUUCUUCCCGUCUCCCAACUUGACUUGAAAGCGGUAUUGAUCAUCAAUGUCGGUGAAGGACUCCAGAUCUCCAGUCAUGUGGUUACUGCAACCACUAUCCACCAUCUAGGGAAGCUGUGAUUUUUGCUCACCAUUCAAGCAUGAUAAGGCCACCAUAUUGCUUUCUUCAUUUUUGGUGCCGCUUGACUCGCCUUCUUCUUGCUUGUUCUGGAACCAACAAUCUCUCUUUGAGUGGUUUUGAAUUCUGUACUUGGUGCACUUAAAUCUGCAGUCUUUUGUUGCAUGACCCACCUUUUUGCAAAUUAUGCAACUCGAGCCGGUGUAGCUCGAUCUUUGUUGUUGAUAAUUUUGUCUGUUGUUUCCUCUGUAAUUGGAUCUUCCUCUUCCUCUUCCUUGUGAGUUUCCCCCUCUCUGGCCUUGCUCCGAUUUGGCAUAUUUACUUUCUGUCAUGCUGACUUUUGACGAUAAAGCUUGCUCCAAUGGCGGUUUGGUGAAGCGACUCAUUCUUUGCUCGUGUGCAACAAGUGAGCCCAUCAACUCGCUCAUUGGUAGAUUUGCCAAAUCUUUGGUUUCUUCUAUCACGGCAACAAUAUGUUCGAACUUCGAUGAUAGGCUACGGAUAAUUCUUUCCACGACCUUCCUUUCUUCCAUGAUGUCACUAGUGGCUUUGAUCUGGUUGAUUGUCUCCGCAACACGUGAGUGGAAGUCUUUGAUGGUGUCGGUUUCCUUCAUCAUCAAGUUGUCUAACUGUCGCCAUAAACUUUGGCGCCUGAUAGAGAUUGCCUUUUCAGAACCUUUAAAUUGUUCACGCAAGACAUCCCUAGCUUCUUUGGCCUUUUUGAUGCCAUAGAUUCUCAGGUGAAUCAAUUUGCUAACUGCUUGCUGAAUUAUUCUCAAGGCGCUGGCAUUUUACUUGGCAUUCUCCUUGGUACUCCUUUGCCUGCUUGUUUCUUGGAAUCAUCAUCCUCGUCUUGUGGAUCUUCGUAGUCUUCUUGAACGAUAUCCCACAAAUCUUGAGAGAUGAAAAUAGGCUUCAUUUGGGCACUCCAGUACUCGUACAAUUCUCCAUCGAAAAUGGGAAUUUGAUUUGAUGAGGUAGCAAACAUGGUGUGUGAUGAAUUUGUUGCCAUGGCUUUUGGAGAAAAUAUGUGUAGGCUAGAAAGUAGGGAUUUUUAAAGGAUAAAAGGGAAUUGCUCUGAUACCAAAUUUGUUGGGUGUUAGCGGAACUAGUGGUAAUUUAGGAUCAAAACAAAAGAGCAAUUGGUCUUUAAUCACUCUUUUUAUAAAUCACUCAAACAAACAAGGCCUUAACUUUUGGCUCUUGUUGCUUACAAACACAUAAACACAGAGACUUCUUUCUUCUUUUUUUUGUCUCUCUGACAAUCUCUUGCAAACCCAUACAUACACAUUUAUAUUACAAUGGAAGAAAAACUAAUAAUGCUAUUGGCUCCAUUUCUUUCUCCAUGCACGUUACCACUUGUGGUAGAUGGAAACAUCACUUAAUUCAAUUGGUCUACUCAUUACUCCAAGCAUUAAUCUCCUUGUCUCUUGCAUUAUUUUGAUUUUGGCUUCUUCUUUCUAACAGAUGGAAUUGACAUGGAUAUGAGUUCUCAACCAAGCCAUGCCCGCUCCAUUUAUUUAACUUCAUUAUUUUUAUCUUGCAUAAGACAUUGUGGGUUGCAUCAUUAAUCAUGUUUCUUUACCAUAGGUAAUUGCAAAUUACCUUUCAACAAAAAGCGCCAGAGGGAAGGAGGGCUUAUUGAAGAGGCCGAUUCGGGAUUUACGAAUGCUGGACCCAAAUCUUCUUCACGAAUCCACUGAACCCUCCUCCGCCGUUGUCCACUGAAGUCGUGGUCGUGGAUCACCAGGGACCGCCUCAUUGAUCCGAAAAUGUUCACUGAAAGACGACGGCGUCUUCAACCGACCGGCCACCGCUGCAUUUUUUCCGGAGUAUCGACAAGGGGAAUCGUCGGGGGAAGGAGGUUUCAGGGAAGAAGUUGGGUUUGGACGACUAAGGGAAUUAUUUCCCGAUGCCGUUAGGAUAAGGUGAGUGGAGAGGCGAUAAUUGGGGGUUAUGAAUUUUUUUAUUUAUUAUUAUUAGAAAAGAAAAAGAAUACAGAAAUUCUAAAAAUAAUUUUUUCUGUUUCUCUGCUUGCUGACGUGGCAAGUGAGCUGGUCAUUGACUAACGGUUAACUCCGUUGACCUUUUAAUUUGAUGGUCAAACCUGCCUCCGACCAAAAUAAGGAAGUAUGGUACAUAGUUCAGGCUAGAAGAGCAAUUUCCGAAACCACGGACCAAUGUAGAAAAUUUGUGUAUAGUUCGGUCCAAACUAAUGUAUUAACUCAUCUUCUUAUCUUAACUCGCUAUUCUUCGGCCCAUUGACCGAAUUACUUUAUGUUACUGACGAUUGAACGGAAGAGCGAGCAAGAUCCAAAGAGCGUCUACUAUCUAGAGUUAUACAUUCAAAGCAUUAAUAAAAUAUUGAUAAUUGU